Molecule: messenger RNA, 4480 nt
Organism: Caenorhabditis angaria
Lineage: Eukaryota; Metazoa; Nematoda; Chromadorea; Rhabditida; Rhabditidae
Source: the annotation of a GenBank genome assembly
AUGCCGCUGAAACCCGGUGCAAAUCCCUACAAAAUUCUGGGUCUCGAAACGACAAAAUGCACCGAAAAAGAAAUCACAAAAGCCUAUCGUGCACAGUGUUUGAAGUGGCAUCCGGACAAGAAUUUGGACAAUAAAGCGGAAGCGGAAGCGCGAUUUAUUGAGGCGAAAGAGGCUUUUGAAUUUCUGUUUGAUGAGCAGAAAAGGGUGAGUUCUGAAAAUGCUGAAAUUUGGCUGAAAAUGAGCCAGAAUUCGAAAAAUUUGGCUGAAAAUGAGCUAAAAUUCAUGGUUUUUGAUGAAAAAUGGGCCAAAAAUCGUGAAAUUCGGCUGAAAAUGAUGGAAUUGCUCAUUUUAAGCAUUCUCUCCAUGUUCAGCACGAAAUUUUGAACUAGAAAUAUUGAUUUUUCUAGUCAGAAGGUCAGGGGAUCGAUCCCUACCCGAGGCACCAAAUUUUUUUUUUUAAAUUUUUUUAAAAUCAGUUUUUCGCGCUGAAAAUGACGGCAUUGCUCAUUUUAAGCAUUCUCUUCAUGUUUAGCACGAAAUUUUGAUCUAGAAAUAUUGAUUUUUCCAGUCAGAAGGUCAGGGGAUCGAUCCCUACCCGAGGCACCAAAAUUUUUCAAAAAAAAUGUUUUUAGAUCAGUUUUUCGCGCUGAAAAUGAUGGAAUUGCUCAUUUUAAGCAUUCUCUUCAUUUUCAGCACGAAAAAUUGAUCUAGAAAUAUUGAUUAUUCCAGUCAGAAGGUCAGGGGAUCGAUCCCCACCCGAGGAAACUUUUUUUUUUUUUGAAAAUUCAAGUUUUCUAGCUCAAAAUGCUCCAAUUUUCACGAUUUUUGGCUCAAAAACCGCAAAAAAUCUCGAAUUUUCGCAGAAUGAAUACGAUAAAGCGGAAGAACGCGUGCGGAUUGUCGAGGAGCGGAAUCGUGAGCGGAUGGAGAAAGCGGACGGUACGCGGAAGAAAUUGAUUGAGGAAUUGAAUCGCAGAGAAACAGAGUUUAGCGAAAGCCAGAAACGACGUGGAAAUACGGUAGAUGAUGACGUGGCAAAAAUGACACCGACACAGGCGGCGAAAAAGAGGAAAUUGGAUGUUAGUGAGAGGUUUUGGGGGUUCCGGAGCUGAAAAUUCGGAUUUUUCAUGAAAUUUUGGGUCUUGGAGUGAAAAAAUUGAAUUUUUAAGGUCAUAGAGCGAAAAAAUCCGAUUUUUUGAGUCCUGGACCGAAAAUUUCUGAUUUUUCUGGUCCUGGACCGAAAAUUUCGGAUUUUUCUGGUCCUGGGCCGAAAAUUUCGGAUUUUUCAGGUCCAGGACCGAAAAUUUUGGAUUUUUCUGGUCCUGGACCGAAAAUUUCAGAUUUUUCUGGUCCGGGAUCGAAAAUUUCGGAUUUUUCUGGUUCUGGACCGAAAAUUUCGGAUUUUUCUGGUCCUGGACCGAAAAUUUCAGAUUUUUCUGGUCCGGGAUCGAAAAUUUCGGAUUUUUCUGGUUCUGGACCGAAAAUUUCAGAUUUUUCUGGUCCGGGAUCGAAAAUUUUAGAUUUUUAUGGUCCUAGACCGAAAAUUUCGGAUUUUUAUGGUCCUAGACCGAAAAUUUGGGAUUUUUCUAGUCCUGUACCGAAAAUUUGGGAUUUUUCUGGUCCUGGACCGAAAAUUUUGGAUUUUUCUGGUCCUGGACCGAAAAUUUUGGAUUUUUAUGGUCCUAGACCGAAAAUUUCGGAUUUUUAUGGUCCUAGAUCGAAAAUUUGGGAUUUUUCUAGUCCUGUACCGAAAAUUUUGGAUUUUUCUGGUCCUGGACCGAAAAUUUCGGAUUUUUCUGGUCCUGGACCGAAAAUUUGGGAUUUUUCUGUUCCAGGACAAAAAAUUUGGGAUUUUUCUGUUCCAGGACAAAAAAUUUGGGAUUUUUAUGGUCCUGGACCGAAAAUUUUGGAUUUUUAUGGUCCUAGACCGAAAAUUUCGGAUUUUUAUGGUCCUAGACCGAAAAUUUGGGAUUUUUCUAGUCCUGUACCGAAAAUUUUGGAUUUUUCUGGUCCUGGACCGAAAAUUUUGGAUUUUUAUGGUCCUAGACCGAAAAUUUCGGAUUUUUAUGGUCCUAGACCGAAAAUUUGGGAUUUUUAUGGUCCUAGACCGAAAAUUUCGGAUUUUUAUGGUCCUAGACCGAAAAUUUUGGAUUUUUCUAGUCCUGUACCGAAAAUUUGGGAUUUUUCUGGUCCUGGACCGAAAAUUUUGGAUUUUUCUGGUCCUGGACCGAAAAUUUUGGAUUUUUAUGGUCCUAGACCGAAAAUUUCGGAUUUUUAUGGUCCUAGACCGAAAAUUUGGGAUUUUUCUAGUCCUGUACCGAAAAUUUUGGAUUUUUCUGGUCCUGGACCGAAAAUUUCGGAUUUUUCUGGUCCUGGACCGAAAAUUUGGGAUUUUUCUGUUCCAGGACAAAAAAUUUGGGAUUUUUCUGUUCCAGGACAAAAAAUUUGGGAUUUUUAUGGUCCUGGACCGAAAAUUUUAGAUUUUUAUGGUCCUGGACCGAAAAUUUUGGAUUUUUAUGGUCCUAGACCGAAAAUUUCGGAUUUUUAUGGUCCUAGACCGAAAAUUUGGGAUUUUUCUAGUCCUGUACCGAAAAUUUUGGAUUUUUCUGGUCCUGGACCGAAAAUUUCGGAUUUUUCUGGUCCUGGACCGAAAAUUUGGGAUUUUUCUGUUCCAGGACAAAAAAUUUGGGAUUUUUCUGGUCCUGGACCUAAAAUUUCGUAUUUUUCUGGUCCUGGACCGAAAAUUUUAGAUUUUUAUGGUCCUAGACCGAAAAUUUCGGAUUUUUAUGGUCCUAGACCGAAAAUUUGGGAUUUUUCUAGUCCUGUACCGAAAAUUUGGGAUUUUUCUGGUCCUGGACCGAAAAUUUUGGAUUUUUCUGGUCCUGGACCGAAAAUUUUGGAUUUUUAUGGUCCUAGACCGAAAAUUUCGGAUUUUUAUGGUCCUAGACCGAAAAUUUGGGAUUUUUCUAGUCCUGUACCGAAAAUUUGGGAUUUUUCUGGUCCUGGACCGAAAAUUUUGGAUUUUUCUGGUCCUGGACCGAAAAUUUUGGAUUUUUCUGGUCCUGGACCGAAAAUUUCGGAUUUUUCUGGUCCUGGAUCGAAAAUUUCGGAUUUUUCUGGUCCGGGAGCGAAAAUUUCGGAUUUUUUGGGUCCUGAGCCGAAAAUUUCGGAUUUUUCUGGUCCCGGACCGAAAAUUUCGGAUUUUUCUGGUCCCGGACCGAAAAUUUCGGAUUUUUAUGGUCCCGGACCGAAAAUUUCGGAUUUUUCUGGUCCCGGACCGAAAAUUUCAGAUUUUUCGAGCCCUGGAGCUUAAAAUUCGGAUUUUUCUGGUCCUGUAUCGAAAAUUUUGGAUUUUUCUGGGUCUCGCAGCGAAAAUUUUGGAUUUUUCUGGUCCUGGACCGAAAAUUUGGGAUUUUUCUGGUCCUGGACCGAAAAAAUCAGAUUUUUUGAGUCCUGGACCGAAAAUUUCGGAUUUUUCUGGUCCUGGAGCUUGAAAAUUGGAUUUUUUUGGUCCUAAAGCGAAAAAAUCGGGUUUUCUGGGUCUCGCAGCGAAAAUACAGUACCCAGACCGAAAAAAAUGAAUUUUUCAUCGAAAUUUGGGUCCCACCGCGAAAUUUUUGGCGCCAAAACCCUCCGAAUUCAAAAAUUUGUUCCAGGAAAAUCGAAUCCGCGACGAAAUGGAACAGGUGCGGAAACAACUGGAACGCGAGGCGAACGAAGAAGUGCAGCGGCAGAUGCGGAGAGUCCGCGAAGCCGCUGCGGAAAGCGCCGCCGCGGAAAAAUCCGCGCCGAAAUUGAUUGUGAAAUGGGUGGAGAAAGAUGGUGAUGGAUAUGAUGAAGUGGAGUUGAGGAGGAUUUUUGAGCAGGUUGGGCCUAGACAAGCCUAUUUUAGGCCUGAAAAUUUGGGAUUUUUCGAGUCUAGACAACCCUAUUUUGGGCCUAAAAAGCCUGGUGUUUAGGCCUGAAAAUUUGGGAUUUUUUGAGACUAAACAAGCCUAGUUUUGGGCCUCGAAAGCCUAGUUUUUAUGCCUGAAAAUUUGCUAUUUUUGAGCCUAAACAAGCCUAGUUUUAGGCCUGAAAAGCCUACUAAAUAUAGGCCUUAUUUAGGCUCAAAAGUUAGCUUUUUUCAAGCCUAAAAAGGCCUAGACCUAAAUUCUAGCCAAAAUUCAAUUUCAGUACGGAAAAAUCGCGCAAAUCUCCUCAAUCAUCGCCAAAAAAUCCAGGAAAAAAUGCAUAAUUGAAUUUGAGCCCACUGAAAAAAAUCUAUGGGGAGCUGAAAUUGAGCAAGGCAAAACUGGAAAACCGGAAAUCGCGGCAGAAUGGAUUUCCGCACCGCCUGUGCGGAAAGAUGCGGAAAAACAGAAGGGAAAUGGUGAGUGCCGCACGGUUUUGUGGGCGUGGCCAAUUUCAAAUUUUUCUUCCAGAUCUCAAUCAAAUGUCGCUGGAAGACCUAGAAGCUCAAAUUCUUGGAGGAAUUUAA